Necator americanus (New World hookworm) is the source of this 1074-nucleotide messenger RNA. RefSeq lists its product as uncharacterized. The transcript is spliced from 9 exons. The record is from RefSeq and is a predicted model, not a curated record. Gene Ontology annotation, biological process: cilium assembly; intracellular transport. Gene Ontology annotation, molecular function: phosphatidylinositol-3-phosphate binding. Lineage: Eukaryota; Metazoa; Nematoda; Chromadorea; Rhabditida; Ancylostomatidae. The coding region runs from base 1 to 1074 and encodes 357 amino acids. Gene Ontology annotation, cellular component: BBSome; ciliary basal body.
AUGGCGGGGGACAAGGUUAACGGCGACGAACUAUGGCAAGACAAAGACAUCAGAUUCGAUGUUGAUCACAGAAUGCUGCGACUCGUACCCGGAGAAAUCCAAAUCGACCGCAUAGAUAUGGUUGAGGACACAAAAGGAAACAACGGAGACCGAGGUGUGAUGCGCGUGACAAAUCUUCGACUUAUUUGGUACGCGAGUUCAAUGCCACGAAUAAAUCUGUCGAUUGGAUAUAGUAGCGUCACAGCCCUACAAAGUAGAGAAGUGGUUUCGAAGGUAAGGGGUACGGAAGUUGAGGCUCUUUAUGUGAUGGCUCGCGCUCCCAGUACAUCUACUAAGUUCGAGUUUAUCUUCACCGCCAUGACAAGUGGAAUGCACUCAAAAAUGUUCAAUACAGUCAAUUCUGUUCACCGUGCCUACGAAACGACAAAAUUAUAUAGAGAACUAAAAAUGCGAGGGGCAAUAGUGGAUGAGAGUAACAACCUUAAAUUACUGCCGUUGGAACAAUUGAUCGACAAAGUAAACGGAGUAUGGAAUCUCAGUACCGAUCAGGGAACAUUGGGAUGUUUUGUUAUCACAAAUGUUCGGCUUGUGUGGUUUGCAAGUACAAACUCUCUGUACAACGUCUCAGUACCUUAUCUGCAGCUUUAUUCAUGCAGGAUAAGAGAGUCGAAGUUCGGACUUGCUUUAGUUAUCGAAACGACUUCCCAGAGCGGUGAAUACGUCUUGGGAUUCCGUAUAGAUCCUGCAGAACGCCUUCAGCAAGUGUGCAAGGCAAUUCAAACUCUGCAUAAGGCUUCAAACUUGCGUCCAAUUUUUGGAGUCACGUUCCAAAAACAUAGGCCGGCUUCACCAAAGGAAAAACCUGCGGAGACUUCGAACGAAGAAGAAGAUGAAGACCGGGAGGACGAACAAAAACAGUUGAGGACUGAUGCUUUUGCGGCGUACUUUUCUGAUGGGGCCACUCAUUGUGAGGAGCGACGUCCUCCAGUAUUCAGUGAAGAGCUCGGUUUAGCAGUGGAACAACUGAAGUCUGGAUUCACAAUAGCAGAUCUUUGGAACAUUCAUGUUGAUUAG